GUUCAUUUUUUAGGGUUUUUAUUAUCUUCAAUUUUUUCAUUUCAUUUUCAACGCCACUUUAUCUCACUUUCCAACCUCACCUAAUCUAUCUACUCCCUCUAAUGGCUUCUUCUCAGUUGACAGCAUCAUCAAUUUCAACGAGGAGCGUUGCAUCCUUUGAAGGACUUCGACCAUCAAGUGUUCAGUUUCAUUCUGCUCGACAUGUUAGGAUUGGUAAUCCUGCUCGUAGGUCCUUCAAGGCCUUGAUUGUCAAAGCCGCCACUGUCGUUGCCCCCAAGUACACUGCAAUCAAGCCUUUGGGUGACAGGGUACUUGUAAAAAUUAAGGAAGCAGAAGAGAAGACUCAGAGUGGGAUUUUGCUUCCAUCAAGUGCUCAAACAAAGCCUCAAGGGGGUGAGGUGGUUGCUGUCGGAGAAGGAAAGACACUUGGGAAGAACCAAGUUGAAAUUAGUGUGAAGCCGGGUGCACAAGUUGUCUAUUCAAAGUAUGCUGGUACUGAGGUGGACUUUAAUGGUGAAAAGCAUCUUAUUUUGAAGGAUGAUGACAUUGUUGGUAUCCUUGAAACUGAUGAUAUCAAGGAUCUUAAACCCUUGAACGAUAGAGUUCUGAUAAAGAUCGAAAAGGCGGAAGAAAAGACUUCAGGCGGUUUGUAUCUUACAGAGGCGACCAAGGAGAAACCUUCAUUUGGAACAGUGGUAGCAGUUGGUCCCGGGCUUGUGGAUGAGGAAGGCAAUAGAAAACCUUUGACUGUUGCUUCUGGGAACACAGUUUUGUACUCCAAAUACGCUGGUAAUGACUUCAAGGGCAAAGAUGGUUUUGAGUACAUAACCUUGAGGAGUUCAGAUGUCAUGGCUGUACUCUCUUAGGAAUCCAAUUGUAAGACGAACACAAAAUCUCUUAGGAAUCCAAUUGUAAGAUGAACACAAAAUUUUCGCCUUGUUUUGAUUACCAAGUGAUUCCUAACGGGAACUGGGUUUUCAAGCAUCUGGUUGUUGCGUUAGUGAGUUUGAAUUCAUGUAUCAGUUUAUAGUUCAACUCUCCUUUGUCAUUUAUUAGAUAAGAUCUUGUGUUACCACCAGAUGAGCAAAAUAUUUGAGAAACAAAUAGGAACUAUAAAUAUUCAAUCAAAUUCAUGGCUGUUGCUUUCUAAA
This is a messenger RNA of Medicago truncatula (barrel medic), 1151 nucleotides long. Its product is annotated as 20 kDa chaperonin, chloroplastic. Gene Ontology annotation, molecular function: protein folding chaperone; transition metal ion binding; protein-folding chaperone binding. Gene Ontology annotation, biological process: positive regulation of superoxide dismutase activity. Gene Ontology annotation, cellular component: chloroplast; mitochondrion. Lineage: Eukaryota; Viridiplantae; Streptophyta; Magnoliopsida; Fabales; Fabaceae. The transcript has 5 exons. The record is from RefSeq and is a predicted model, not a curated record. The coding region runs from base 102 to 866 and encodes 254 amino acids.